GAAUAGCUAUUCAGAGUCAGAACCUUAUCACGUUUUGCAGUAUCUCCUGAGGAAGUCAGAGUCUGAGCCAGCAUGAAGACUGAAACUUGUCUUUGAUCUGAUUUGUAACUGUACUUUUAUUCUAACCAUGUACAAAGUGGAGGUUAUAGCAUGGAAACUAACAUCUUACUUCCUGCCUGACAUAACUUACUUCGAGAAGUGCACAAUGUCAGAACGCGGAAUUAAGUGGGCUUGCGAAUAUUGUACGUAUGAAAACUGGCCAUCAGCAAUCAAAUGUACUAUGUGUCGUGCCCAAAGGCCUAGUGGAACAAUUAUUACAGAAGAUCCAUUUAAAAGUGGUUCAAGUGAUGUUGGUAGAGAUUGGGAUCCUUCCAGCACUGAAGGAGGAAGUAGUCCUUUGAUAUGUCCAGAUUCUAGUGCAAGACCAAGGGUUAAGUCUUCAUACAGUAUGGAAAAUGCAAAUAAAUGGUCAUGCCACAUGUGCACAUAUUUGAACUGGCCAAGAGCAAUCAGAUGCACCCAGUGCUUAUCCCAGCGUAGGACCAGAAGUCCCACAGAAUCUCCUCAAUCCUCAGGAUCUGGCUCAAGACCAGUUGCUUUUUCUGUUGAUCCUUGUGAGGAAUACAAUGAUAGAAAUAAACUGAACACAAGGACCCAACAUUGGACUUGUUCUAUUUGCACAUAUGAAAACUGGGCCAAGGCUAAAAAAUGUGUGGUUUGUGAUCAUCCCAGACCUAAUAACAUUGAGGCAAUAGAGUUGGCAGAGACUGAAGAGGCUUCUUCAAUAAUAAAUGAGCAAGACAGAGCUCGAUGGAGGGGAAGCUGCAGUAGUGGUAAUAGCCAAAGAAGAUCACCACCUACUACAAAACGAGACUCUGAAGUGAAAAUGGAUUUUCAGAGGAUUGAGUUUGCUGGUGCUGUUGGAAGCAAGGAGGAACUUGAAGUGGACUUUAAAAAACUAAAGCAAAUUAAAAACAGGAUGAAAAAGACUGAUUGGCUAUUCCUCAGUGCUUGUGUGGGGGUAGUAGAAGGUGAUUUAGCUGCCAUAGAAGCAUACAAAUCAUCAGGAGGAGAUAUUGCACGUCAGCUCACUGCUGAUGAAGUACGUUUGCUGAACCGUCCUUCUGCCUUUGAUGUUGGCUAUACUCUGGUACACUUAGCUAUACGUUUUCAAAGACAGGAUAUGCUAGCCAUAUUGCUUACAGAGGUGUCUCAACAAGCAGCAAAAUGUAUUCCAGCAAUGGUGUGUCCCGAACUGACAGAACAAAUCCGGAGAGAAAUAGCUGCCUCUCUUCAUCAGAGAAAAGGGGAUUUUGCUUGCUAUUUUCUAACUGACCUUGUAACAUUUACUUUGCCAGCAGACAUUGAAGACUUGCCCCCAACAGUCCAAGAAAAAUUAUUUGAUGAGGUGCUUGAUAGAGAUGUUCAGAAAGAGUUAGAAGAAGAAUCGCCAAUUAUCAACUGGUCCUUAGAGUUGGCCACACGUUUGGACAGUCGCCUCUAUGCUCUUUGGAACCGGACUGCAGGAGACUGCUUACUUGACUCAGUACUACAAGCUACCUGGGGCAUUUAUGACAAGGACUCGGUGCUUCGGAAAGCUCUGCAUGACAGCCUGCAUGACUGUUCACAUUGGUUUUACACACGCUGGAAAGAUUGGGAAUCUUGGUAUUCUCAGAGCUUCGGUUUACAUUUUUCCUUGAGAGAAGAACAGUGGCAAGAAGACUGGGCAUUUAUACUCUCUCUUGCUAGUCAGCCUGGAGCAAGUUUGGAACAGACACACAUUUUUGUACUUGCACAUAUUCUUAGACGACCAAUUAUAGUUUAUGGAGUAAAGUAUUAUAAGAGUUUCCGGGGAGAAACUUUAGGAUAUACUCGGUUUCAAGGAGUUUAUCUACCUUUGUUGUGGGAACAGAGUUUUUGUUGGAAAAGUCCGAUUGCUCUUGGCUAUACAAGGGGCCACUUCUCUGCUUUGGUUGCCAUGGAAAAUGAUGGCUAUGGUAACCGAGGUGCUGGUGCUAACCUGAACACGGACGAUGAUGUUACUAUCACAUUUUUGCCUCUGGUUGACAGUGAAAGGAAACUGCUUCAUGUGCAUUUUCUAUCUGCUCAGGAGCUAGGUAAUGAGGAACAGCAAGAGAAACUGCUCAGGGAGUGGCUAGAUUGCUGCGUGACAGAAGGGGGAGUUCUAGUUGCCAUGCAGAAAAGUUCUCGGAGGCGUAAUCACCCCCUGGUCACACAGAUGGUAGAAAAAUGGCUUGACCGAUACCGACAAAUCCGGCCUUGCACAUCCCUGUCUGAUGGAGAGGAAGAUGAAGAUGAUGAAGAUGAAUGAAGAUCAGGAAGACCAAGGCAUCAGAGCUAUGAUGAUUUUCAAAGUUAGUGUGGUGCUCCAAGCAGAGUGUACAGUGUGAAAUGAAACAAAUCUGGUAGGAUAUGUCCAGAUACCUUUCUGAUCCACACCCAGUGGAGAUUAAUGCAUCUGCUGCAUGAGGAGACUGAGAACCUUGGUUGAACUACAGUUUGUAAAAAACAAAACAGAAACUAAUUUUAUUAAGACAACCCUUUUUCCUUUCAAAUUGUAAAUCUGUCUAUAAAUGUAACGCAUGUGGUUGUGUGAGAAAUUGUGUAAUAGGAAAAGUUGUACCAGCAUCUUCAUAUUACUGAGAAAUUUUUUUGCAGCACGGGCACUUACAAAAAGCACAUGGCAGACAGCCCUUACUACUUUGAGAUGUUCUCUGGAUUAGAACCUGGCAUUCUACUUUCACCUCAAAAGAUCAGUUAUACAUUAAAAGUCUCAGAUUUGGAAACUUUGUACAAAUUAUCCACAGUUAAACAUAAAAUAAACUUUUAUUUUAAUUUAGUUCCUGUUGUGCCCUGUAAAAUAAAAUCAAACCUUUUAGGAAGAAACUACAAGAAAAGUUAAUAGUUUUUUAUUGAGUAAACUUCACAUAGGCAUAUUAUUUGUCCUUUUUUAGUUUUCUGAUUUGCCCACUUUUGGUAUUUAGAUACUUAUUUAUUUGUUUGGAAAAAUGCCCUUAAAGGGAGGGUUCUUGUUCCAGACUCUGGACAGUAGUCAAUUGUAUGUAUUUAUUCCCUGGAUGGAAAGGGAACAGGCUCGCUUGUCACUGAAUGGAUUGUGUGAAAUGUUUACUUGGAGUCCAUCCAAAAUGUUGUACUCCCAAAUUGCCAGGCAGAGGGUGUUUGGAUUGCUCCUGUCUUUUAUCAUCACAGGACCUCUGCUCUAAGCAAAUGCUGUUAGAAGGGCAUGCCUUUGCUUGGGCUGAUUGGGAAUACCAGUUCAGUACAGAAUAAAGAUUUUAAAAAUGCAGUAAGAUGAUAAAAUGCAUUGUAUGAUGAAUUUCUAUGUAGUCCGAGAUUUUUUUUUUUUUUUUUUUUUGCAUGUUGGUGAAUUGUGGCCAUUCUUAUUAAAAGUUAAAAGCAUAAUCUUAGGUAGAAAAACUUUUUACGAAGAGUAUUAUUUGACUACUUCAGGUAUAUAUACAUUCAGUAGUAGGCAAAUUUCUGGUCUAUCUCAGGAACACAAGAUCAGUGUCCUGAUAAGCACUUUGUAGACUAUUGAAGUGGGAAUGAUCUUGCAAAGAAGCAAAUACUAUACAUUUCAAUUUGCUAAAAAGGCUGUGAAAACCUUUAAAUAUUUACUUUUUCUGUUUAGAUGGUUUCAAAAAGUAUGUAACCUCAAAUUUGAUGCUGGGAUACUAAAAAUAGAAAAAUAUCCAUGAGAUGUCAUGUCUUCAAGGUCUUUCUCCUUUUCUGAAUACUCAGUAAAAAGCAUCUCUAGGAUGAAAGGAUCAUUUUGGUGCAUGCUAAAACUUGCAGGAAAUAAGUUAUUUUUACAAUAUGAGUCCAUAUAAAUGAAUUUUGGUAUAUUGUAAUGGUAAAUGUUAUUCUAAGUGGUUUUUUUACAAAUUGUAUGGUUUGCAUUUAUUUUGGUCAAUGAAGUUUUUAUAAGGCCUCCAUCCUGACUGCUUAAUACAGCAUCUGUAGUAACCAUUCUCCUUGCAUAGGAAUAGUUCUUUAGGGGGCAGUGAUCCUUUUCCAGUUGUUAAGCAAAAUCUGCCCUCCCCAGUGAAGCCAAAGACAAAAGUUAGAGGAAGAAGUACUUGGUGUCUGGGGUCUACACUGUACUAAAACACUGUCCAGAGAAUCACAGGUUCAGUACUCAGCAUCAUCCUGUGUGUAGUACAGUGAGUGUCCUUUCCCCAGUUCCCUCUUUAUUUGUUUAUGAUCAGUGACUCUGACCACAUACCAUUUGAUGGAUACAGCAUUCUUCCCUGUGGGAAAGAAUUAAGAUGCUUCCAUUUCCUAGGCUCCAGACAGGAAUGGAGCUUUAAGUGGUUUUCAUAACAGACUGACUAGCUAUUAAAGGCCAGAACUUUUGGUAAAUCAGUGCUCUGUUAAGCUCUUGAACUAUUAAACAGCCAUAAUUACUGUCCCAAGAAAGAUUACAAAGUCCUUUUUCAAAGGUGUAUGUAGCUAGGUGACAGACAUGAAUGUCUUCAGGACAGUAACACAGGAAUUAUGUGGAUUGAUCUAUUUUUUUUUUUCCCUAGGGUGAAACCAGUGUGGUGGUUUCUGUUCUCAUUUCUUCUUGAAGUCAUCUAUAUACACACUUGUGUCCAAGGGACUGUGUCAGCAACUAAGAUCCAGUUAAAACCCAGGCACACUGUAGAUUUAGACUUACCGUUCUCUAUUUCUGAGUCUUAGUUAUCCUGUCUUAGAUUUAACCAACAAUGCAGACCUCCUUUUUAUGCUUAUUCAUUGUGGUUGAUAAGUGAUUAUAAGUGUAAUCACUAUCUGCUUCUUGGGCUGAUAGCCCAAUAACCCAACUUCCAUGUUUCUCCAUGUGGUUGUUUUAAUGUGACUUUUCAUGGCAGAGUUGGGAUGGGGUUACCAUUUGAAAAUGAGUCAGGACACAAGGCCAGGCAGCCUAAUGCUUUCUUUAAGACACUAUUUUUUUUUUUUCAAUGGGAAGGUAAGGAUAAAGAAAGGCUCAGAGAGAGUUUGACUCUUGAAAUUACCGGACUUUGUAAUACUAAUAUUAAAAAGCUCUGCUAUUUUAAAAGGAAGAUCCAUUAAGUGAAUCUAAACUUCUCAAUCAGAAAAACAACUAAUGUUAAUUAUUUUGCAACACUUUGUGUAAAUAUAAUUGUUAGGUUAUUGGCAAAAACAAAAAAAAAAGUUAAGGCCUACUUCCCUUCCUACAUUAAUGGUUGAGCCAGAUAACUUUGGAUGGGGUAAAUUAAAAUCAAAAUUCUAAAAGUUGA
Molecule: messenger RNA, 5285 nt
Organism: Chinchilla lanigera (long-tailed chinchilla)
Lineage: Eukaryota; Metazoa; Chordata; Mammalia; Rodentia; Chinchillidae
Gene: Zranb1
Product: zinc finger, RAN-binding domain containing 1
Exons: 10
Coding region: 128-2332 (734 amino acids)
Biological process (GO): cytoskeleton organization; protein K33-linked deubiquitination; protein K29-linked deubiquitination
Cellular component (GO): cytoplasm; nucleus
Molecular function (GO): cysteine-type deubiquitinase activity; K63-linked polyubiquitin modification-dependent protein binding
Source: RefSeq, a predicted model, not a curated record